Molecule: messenger RNA, 3162 nt
Organism: Thlaspi arvense
Lineage: Eukaryota; Viridiplantae; Streptophyta; Magnoliopsida; Brassicales; Brassicaceae
Source: the annotation of a GenBank genome assembly
CAAACGUCGAGUGUUUAAAAGUGACCCAAACAUGGCUUUAAUUUGUGGGCUAUAUAUAUGUAUAUGGAUUUGUCAUAUAAGCAAAAAACACAAUGUGGCUGGCUUAUCUCCUUGGCACAAGUGUUUCCCUUAAACUCAUCCAAUAGACGCCCACUCCUAAAUCCUUCAAUCUUACUCCAUUUUCUUCACUUUCAUUUUCGCUUCGUUAUUUUUUUUUCUUUCAUUUUUCAAAUUAAUCCCAUUUCUUAAAACAAUAAUCAGAAGAAAAGGGAAAAACAAAAUCCCAGUUUCAGUCUCAGAGUUCCAAGAAAUCCGGAAAUCUGCGUAUCUAUUCAAGACUCGUUCCAGCGAACUCUGAAUCCAUUUCCAGAUCCAAAUCCAUUGUGUUCCAAAGUAAAAAGAAAAGGAGGAUUAAGUUAAUACUAAAAAAAAUUGAAUAUUAUUUCAAUAAUAAAAAGAGAAAAAUGAAAGUGGCGGUGAUAGGAAGUGGAAUCAGUGGAUUAGGAAGUGCCUACGUUCUUGCUUCUCAAGGAGUCGAAGAGGUUGUAUUGUACGAGAAAGAAGAAUCAUUAGGUGGUCAUGCUAAAACGGUGCGUUUUGAUGGCGUUGACUUGGACCUUGGGUUCAUGGUCUUUAAUCGUAAGAAGAACGCUUUGAAUCCUUAUUUUUGGCAGAUGAUCAGAGAAAUCGUUAAAUUUAAAGAAGACGUUUUAAAAUACAUUGAAGAGCUCGAGGCUAAUCCUGAUAUUAGUCGAAACGAAACCUUAGGAGAGUUCCUCAAUUCCCGUGGAUACUCUGAGUUGUUUCAGAAUGCUUACUUGGUUCCGAUUUGUGGUUCAAUAUGGUCAUGUCCAUCAGAUGGUGUCUUAAGCUUCUCUGCUUACUCUGUUCUUUCGUUUUGCUGCAACCACCAUCUUCUUCAGAUUUUUGGGAGGCCACAGUGGCUAACUGUUGCAGGACGUUCUCAGACUUAUGUUGCAAAGGUUAGGGCAGAACUGGAGAGACUAGGAUGCAAGAUCAAAACAAGCUGCGAUGUAAAAUCUGUUUUGACAUCUGAGGAUGGUUGCGUCACUGUAACAAGUGGAGAUGGAUCGCAAGAAGUAUUCGAUAGGUGCAUAAUGGCUAUGCACGCUCCAGAUGCUCUGAGACUGCUUGGUGAACAAGUCACAUUUGAUGAAACUAGGGUUCUUGGUGCUUUCCGAUAUAUUUACAGCGAUAUAUAUCUCCAUCACGACACUGAUUUGAUGCCACGGAAUCAAGCAGCUUGGAGUUCUUGGAAUUUCUUAGGGAGUACGGAAAAGAAAGUAUGUGUAACAUACUGGCUCAAUAUACUUCAGAACCUUGGGGAGAAAUGUGAACCGUUCUUUGUAACACUAAACCCUGACCAGACCCCAAAGAAAACAUUGCUCAAAUGGACCACUGGUCACCCUGUGCCUUCAGUUGCAGCUUGGACAGCGUCACAGGAGCUUCACAAGAUUCAAGGAAAGCGUAACAUAUGGUUCUGUGGUGCUUACCAGGGUUACGGUUUCCAUGAAGACGGACUAAAGGCUGGUAUGGCGGCUGCACGAGGUUUGUUAGGGAAAGAGACCGCUCUUUUGAAUAACCCGCGACAUAUGGUCCCUUCCUUGACAGAAACAGGGGCUCGGCUUUUCGUUACUAGAUUCAUGGGACAAUUCAUAUCGACUGGUUUUGUAACAAUACUAGAAGAAGGAGGAACGAUGUUCACGUUCGGGGGAAAAGAUUCUACUUGUCCUUUGAAAUCUGUUCUCAAGAUUCACAGUCCUCAGUUUUACUGGAAGGUUAUGACACAAGCGGAUCUAGGACUUGCAGAUGCUUACAUCAAUGGAGAUUUUUCUUUCGUUGAUAAAGAUUCAGGACUUUUGAAUCUGAUUAUGAUUCUCAUUGCUAACAGAGAUUUGAGCUCACCAAAAUCAAAUCUUGCCAAGAAAAGGGGAUGGUGGACACCGAUGUUUCUAACUGCUGGUUUAGCAUCUGCAAAGUAUUUUCUUAAGCAUGUCUCUAGACAGAACACUUUAACUCAAGCCCGCAGGAACAUUUCUCGUCACUAUGACCUUAGCAACGAGCUUUUUGGUUUAUUCUUGGAUGAUACCAUGACUUACUCCUCCGCAGUAUUCAAGUCAGAUGAUGAGGAUCUGAAAACUGCGCAGAUGAGAAAAAUAUCUCUUUUGAUUGAAAAGGCGAGAGUAGAGAAGAACCAUGAGGUUUUGGAGAUUGGAUGUGGAUGGGGAACUUUGGCCAUAGAAGUAGUGAGAAGAACUGGAUGCAAAUACACUGGCAUUACACUAUCUAUUGAACAACUUAAAUACGCACAAGCCAAAGUGAAAGAAGCUGGACUUGAGGAUCGGAUUACGUUUAAGCUCUGCGAUUAUCGACAACUAUCUGAUGCUCACAAAUAUGAUCGGAUUAUAUCUUGCGAGAUGCUAGAAGCGGUUGGACAUGAGUUCAUGGAGAUGUUUUUCAGUAGAUGUGAAGCUUCGCUUGCACAAGAUGGCCUCAUAGUCUUGCAGUUCAUAUCAAUACCUGAAGAGCGUUACAAUGAGUAUAGACUAAGUUCAGAUUUCAUAAAAGAAUAUAUAUUCCCUGGUGGAUGCCUUCCUUCUUUAGCUAGAGUUACUUCAGCCAUGUCCUCUUCUUCUAGGCUAUGCAUUGAACACGUUGAGAACAUUGGAAUUCAUUACUACCAAACAUUGAGAUUGUGGAGGAAGAACUUCUUGGAGAGACAAAAACCAAUCAUGGCUCUUGGAUUUGAUGAUCAAUUCAUAAGAACAUGGGAAUAUUAUUUUGAUUAUUGUGCAGCUGGUUUCAAGACUCUUACCCUUGGAAACUACCAGGUUGUCUUCUCUCGUCCAGGGAACGUAGCUGCAUUCACUGAUUCAUACAAAGGAUUCCCUUCUGCUUACUAUGUCUCCUGAGAGCAACAACACUAGAUUGCUUAUAUUUUUCAUAUACAAUCGAAGCUGAAAUACUAGUACGAUUAUUUGUUUGUUUGGUGUGCUACAUGUGAUAAGUUUGAUGAAUGAAACAAGUGUUACUCUGAAAGAAAACUUGUGAUCAGACCUGGUCCAAUUAAAAUAGUUGUCCAAAGCUAUAAAAGAAGAAAAUGUAAAAUUUAUUUAGUUUUUUAAAAUUUGUGGCCUAUUU